UUAAAUUCCUAGUGUUUCUGUCUGAGCAAAUACAGUACAAACAAAUCUGCUGCUUAUUUUCAAAGAAUAAUCGAAAAUGUUAGGCCCCCAGUGCUGUGAAAAUCCACCAACCCUCAAUCCAUCUUGUGGAGCAGGGAGUGUACAAGAAAUUGGAGGCCUAAAAACAUACGUAACUGGAUCCCAAGAUUCCAAGGUUGCCGUUCUUCUAAUUGCUGAUGCCUUUGGCUACGAAGCUCCAAAUUUGAGGAAGCUUGCAGACAAAGUUGCAGCUUCAGGGUUCUUAGUAGUGGUUCCCGACUUCUAUUAUGGUGAUCCGUAUGAUCCUGAUAGACCUGGAUUUGAUGGACAGUCAUGGUUGAGGGCUCAUCCCACGGAGAAAGGGUGUGAGGAUGCUAAGGCAGUAAUUUCAGCCUUGAAAAGCAAAGGCAUAUCUGCCGUAGGAGCUGCUGGUUUUUGCUGGGGAGGGAUGACUGUGGUAAAAUUGGCAAAAUUUGAUUGCAUUAAGGCUGCUGUUGUGUUGCAUCCUGGUCCAAUAACAGAGGAAGAAAUAAAUGAGGUGAAAUGUCCGAUUGCCUUAUUAGGAGCUGAGACCGACAGGUUUACUUCACCGGAGCACCUAAAACACUUGGGGGAAAUAUUAUCAAAGAAAACUGAGAUUGAUAGCUAUGUGAAGAUAUUUCCUGGUGUUGAACAUGGAUGGACAACACGAUACAAGGAUGAUGAUGAAUUUGCCGUUAAGAGCGCUCAGGAGUCUCACUCGGACUUGCUUAACUGGUUUACCAAACACAUUUGAGUAAAAAGAAACCGAAAGGAGCAAAUAUCGGGUUCCUUCCUCUCUUCAAAUGGCAGUAACGGAUAAAGAAUAUGAGUGAUUUUUAAAAAAGCUAAUAAAAUCGUGUAUUUUGUUAUGACUCUUUCAUGUUAUCAAAUUUGUAGCUACCUCUAAUUUUAAUUUCUAUGGUUGAAUUAAAUUGUUCUCCCUUUA
This is a messenger RNA of Olea europaea var. sylvestris, 985 nucleotides long. RefSeq names its product endo-1,3;1,4-beta-D-glucanase-like. Gene Ontology annotation, molecular function: hydrolase activity. Lineage: Eukaryota; Viridiplantae; Streptophyta; Magnoliopsida; Lamiales; Oleaceae. The coding region runs from base 77 to 793 and encodes 238 amino acids. The transcript is spliced from 7 exons. The record is from RefSeq and is a predicted model, not a curated record.